Molecule: messenger RNA, 825 nt
Organism: Hermetia illucens (black soldier fly)
Lineage: Eukaryota; Metazoa; Arthropoda; Insecta; Diptera; Stratiomyidae
Product: heat shock protein 27-like
Exons: 1
Coding region: 183-713 (176 amino acids)
Biological process (GO): protein refolding; response to heat
Molecular function (GO): protein folding chaperone
Source: RefSeq, a predicted model, not a curated record
UUUUGAAUUUGCGUUUAGUUCUCAUUUUCAUUUGAAAUUCUGCAAACAACGUGUAGCAUUCAAGUAAUUUUCCUAACGGAAAUUUACAUCUUCUGAGUAACUACGGUGAAGCAAUUGUUCACAAGUGUCGGUUUCGUUUUGUUGUCCAUUGUUUCUGUUUUGUGUAAAAAAACAGCAAAUACAUGGCUCUAUCACCGAUAUUUCGUGAUUUUUGUGAAGAACUCGACCACUUCCAUUCGCAUAUGUUUGACCACUUUCCUGUUGACCUACAUACGGACGAUUUUCUAAAGUGCCCGUUUUCUCUUUUUUUCUCACAUCCUUUUUGUCGUCGCUCGUGCUGCGAUGACCCAAAAGGUAGACCCAAGCGAGAGCGAACAUGUUGCCCGAGAGUUUCCAUUGGGAAGGAUGGUUUUGAAAUGUCCAUGAAUGUUAAAUCAUAUAAACCGGAAGAAAUUAAGGUGAAAACUGUGGAUAAUAUGGUUCAAGUGGAAGGACAGCAUAAGGAGCGUAAUGACAAGCAUGGAUCCGUUUCGAGGCAAUUCUUCAGGAGAUAUACACUGCCUAGAGGAUACGAUCCUGAACAAGUUGUUUCAACUUUAUCACCAGAUGGAAUUCUAACCGUGAAAGCUCCGGCUCCUGCGAACAUUCCUGAAAUUAUGGAAAGAGAGGUUCCGAUACAUCAAAUGGCCAUAACCCAUAGUCAAUCAAAAUAGUCUAAAUUAAUAGCGAGAAGAUAAAUAGUAGUAAAACAAUAACAUCCGGGGAUUCGUUCUAUUCCAUAUAGUGUACAAUUUGAGCAGUGAAUCAAUAAAAUCCUAGUCAACA